AUACCCCCACCCCCCCCAAGUCUGUCCAGAGCCCGAAAGCUGCUAAUGAAUCAGCAGUAGUGGGAGUAAGUUCUGUUGCCCAUCUUGACAGUCAUAUAUGCCCAUAAUUGACAGAUGGCGAGCAGAUCUGUAUGACGUUUUUGUUCGUACUCAUUAUGCAGUCGAAAAAGAAAAUCAAAGUUUAUGUAUCCGUAGCCAUCCAGUGCCUAGUUUUCUAAUUUAGCUGAUCUAGAAAUAGAAUGUGAUUCAUUAAAGCAUAAAUAUACUGCCUUUUUUUACCCAAAUUAAUAUUCCAGUAUUUUCAACCUCCUCUAAAUAGCAGUGAUGAUAAUUAGAAGUAAUUUUCACAUGAGUCCCUUGGGAAUGUAACAGUUCAACAUAUCACGUUGCAAUUUGGAAUAAUGCAGCUGUAUUUUAUGAUGUGCUGUUGUAUCAUGAGCACAGGCUGGUUGGUGGCUAGAGCUUGAGGUUGGGGCACAGUUAUGAAAUUUGUGUAUUAUCAAACCAGUAGUGUCACUGUGAGUGUAAGUACAGAACAGAAAACCAACUUGUUCAGCACCUUUUAUUAGAACCCUGUGGGGAGCUAGCUUCUAUCAUAAGCGUGUUUUGAGUCAGCAGGUGUUUUACAGUAGGAGGAAGUUGUUGUCUGUGGUGACUGGAGAUAAAGUAAAAAAAUAGAUAGAUAGAAUUUGCAUAUUUUUGUACAAUUUUAUAUCUUUAUUAGGACAUCAAUUUUAAAAUGUGUGUGUGUGUUUUUAAAAAAGUAUAUAAAAAACAUAUAUAAAAUUGUUACGCAGGUUGGUGAACCUUUUAUUUUUGGGGCUCAUAGGCUGGUGUCAGAUGUGUGUGGGACUGAGCUGCAAUGUGUCAGGGUGAGGCACAGCCUGGUUAUGUGUGAGCAGUAUGGCCUGAGUCAGAGAUCUACAGCACACUCAAUGACCAUGCAUGCAUGUGUUAAGGAGACAGCUGUUGUCAUCUUCACAAGCAUCAGUAGCAUCAGAUGUUCUUAACUGACUCUAAUUCAGCUGGUGUAUUGAAUCGGUCAGAUCGGACAGACAAUUAUAGAUACUCCAUAUGCGCAAAUGUUUGUGGACGACCCUUCAAAUUGAUGCAUUCAGCUACUAUAUUGCACCCAUUGUUUUCACACAUCUGCAAAAACACAUCUGUCCCUGUGGUGAAGUAGAACAAGAGUAGGACCCAAUACUGAGAUGUGAAGCAGUUCUAUCCAGUACUUGUGGGAGGAGCAGGGGUGAAAAUGCAGUCAGAAUCCUCACAGGAAUGCUCCACGAUUUUGUAGAAAACCUUCUCUGGACAGAAGAGAGUUUCUCCAACAAAAGUAGGAUAAACUCUUUAUUAAAAACCAAUGUUUUCAGAAGAAACUAAGAAAAAAAUGCGAUAUUCAGGCAGUGUUGCAGGUGCUAUAGACGUCAGUAGUUUUCUUUUUCUUUUUUUUUUUAAGAUGACAGCACUGCAUGUUGUUGUCAUGCUGCUCAGGAACACGGUUUUGCAGAGGUUAGGCAGGAAGCUUGAAGACUACAGACCAAAGGAAUUUUUCUGUUAUCUGGUGGGCUUCACUUUCACUGAAUGAUGGGAUCUUUUCGGCGGCCCAGGCCUCGCUUCAUGAGCUCACCAGUGCUUUCAGACCUGGCACGCUUCCAUGCCAGCUCUCCAACCCUGCAGCUCUCUAAUGCAAGUGUGUGGAACAGUGUCCAAACCGCUGUCAUCAAAGUGUUCCAAGGAGGAGGACUUCAGAGCAAUGAGCUGUACAGCCUGAAUGAAAGCAUUAGGUGGCUUCAAAGGACAGAGUUGGGUUCCUUCAUCACAGAGUACUUUCAGGAUCAGCUCCUGACCAAAGGACUGGCACAUAUACUGGAAAAGAUUCAGCAUCAUGAUGAUGAAAACUGCCUCCAAGCUUUGUCUGAGAUGUGGGUAGCAUUUUUCACUGAGAUCCUGCCAACGCUUCAAGCCAUAUUCUAUCCUGUACAGGGCCAAGAGCUGACGGUGAGGCAGAUGGCUUUGCUCGGUUUUAGGGACCUGGUCUUGAUGAAGCUUCCUUUGGAGAACAUGCUGCAAACAGCCCCUUACCCUCCUGCUAUAAUACAGAUGCUGCUCAUACUACAGGGUAUUCAUGAGCCUAGUGGGCCAAGAAAAGAGUACUACCAACUGGAGAGACUGGUGGAUAUGGUGAUUUCACCGUACCUCUACAUAAGCCACCAGGACUCGUCUUCGGAGUGUCAUUUGGAACAGUCCUCCUCAGUGCACUUUGGCCAGCCAGAGAUCACAGUCACACCUUUUGGUCCGGAGUCGUUGCUGGCGCCUCUCUUCGAGCACGAAGGUGAGGCCUAUUUGGAGAGGACCGGAGGCGUGCGGCGGCACACAGUUGCUAACAUUCACUCAGACAUCCAGCUUCUCUCCAUCACAAACAGAAUUCAAACAUCUGAUGAUGAUGAUGAUGAUGAUGAUGAUGAUGAUCAUGACAGUGGGAGCAUCCAAGGAAUAAAAUCAGGGAGAUGUGGGUCUCCUAGACCGUUUUCCAGUGAACCAGUAAUACUGGACUUGCGAUCAGCUGCAUCAUCAUCGUUAAGACGUCCGAAUCCUGCUCACCUGAGCUGUGAAUUGGCAAGCUGAAGUGUCUUAAUGGACCAGGGAGUACCCUGAAGAUGCCUACCAAGCGUGCUUUUGAUCCAGAGUGGUCUGCUUAUUACAUACACUGUGAUCUGCAGUAAAAUUGGGUAAGAAACGAGUCAUCUUACACAAAGCCUAACAAUGAUUUCAGGUAUUUUCACUAGCAAUGGAAUUGUAUAGGGCAUCAAAAGCAGUUGUAGUGUAAAAUAGGCCAAACUGACCACUGAAACACUUUCUGCAAAACUUCCUAUGGAAUUAUAUUUGGCAUAAGUUGUGUAGAAGUGGACCAUACAGGUGCUUCAAGUGUACAUUUUUGGACAAAUUUGCACAAUUAACUAAUUUAAUCAUAAAAGAGCAAACUAAAAGUGGGCAGUGGAACAUUUCACCCAAAUAAACUUCUCCUCUCAAGUUCCUGUAACAGUUUUCAAUGUGCAGUAGGUUUAACAUACAUUAAUAGUAAUUCUUUGGUACAGUUUAUCCAGGGAACUGCUUAAAGAGCUAAAUAGAACAUGGAAUUAGCACAGUCACCUUCUUUGUAGCUCUCUAAAAAGGCUGCGACUUUCCCUCUGUGGAAACGGCAAAGCUGUGUGGAAUUUCAGCCCUGCUGAGAUACAAGAGUUUACAUAGCUGCAGAAAGGCAGGGGUUCACAACUUGUACUUGGCUGGCCAGGGUGCAGGACAGUUUGCUGACAUUUUUCCUUUUGUUCCCCACUGUGACACAACUACUGAACUUUUUAUAUUUAUAGGAAUGGUUCAGAUAGUAAUACUAAAUCUACUAACCACCAGUAAAUGCAAAAAUACAACUGUUAGCAUUGGAAAACUGACAUUUGUCUUAAUUGUUGGAUCUUGGCCUGCUUUCACUGUUAGCAAUAUUAACUUGUUUGGAUAAGACGUUCAUGUAACUGACAAGUUAAUUCAAAUGCUUUUGAGCUGGAAAAUUGGCAAACUGGACUCUGAACUGUUACUGAAGUUGCGCACCAGUGCUACAGUGAGGUAUUAUUUCUGACUGAGCUUUCAGCUGUAUGGGAUUAUUGACUUAAGGUCACUGCCUUACACUUUUCUUGGUUUGAGACAUUUAUGCUCUUUCAUAGUUUAUAGUGUCUUGAGGGAAACUGUUAUUUUAUGUAAAGAAUAUGUUCUAUGUUUGACUAAUUAUGUUUAUUUUAUUUUGUGACAUUGUGUUCAGUAAUGUGUACAGUAGUGUCAAUUUACUGUAAAAUAAACAAAGACAAAAUAAAGCAUUUUCAUUUUGUA
This is a messenger RNA of Astyanax mexicanus (Mexican tetra), 3879 nucleotides long. RefSeq names its product proline rich 5 like (gene prr5l). The transcript is spliced from 9 exons. The record is from RefSeq and is a predicted model, not a curated record. NCBI's taxonomy places the organism in Eukaryota, Metazoa, Chordata, Actinopteri, Characiformes, Acestrorhamphidae. Gene Ontology annotation, cellular component: TORC2 complex. Gene Ontology annotation, biological process: TORC2 signaling. Bases 1585 to 2628 code for a protein of 347 amino acids.